GGUGGACCGGACCAGCUGCAGUCCAGGUGAUAACCAGUGGGAGUGUGUUCAUUUUCUAACCCCAAAACAGUAGAAAUUAUGCGAUCAAUGUCCCCGAAGAAAGUCGUGAUCGUUCCGGGAAAUGGCGCAGGUGAUGUUAAGCACUGCAACUGGUAUGGCUGGGUUAAUGAACGGAUAAAUAAGAUUCCCGGUGUGUCCUGUCAGUUGCAAAACAUGCCAGACCCGGUCACCGCCAGGGAAAGCAUAUGGCUGCCUUUCAUGGAGAAAGAGCUUGGAUGUGACGAACAGACCGUAAUCGUUGGUCACAGCUCCGGAGCGGCCGCCGCUAUGAGAUAUGCUGAGACACACAAGGUAUUUGGCAUUGUUCUGGUGGGAGCCUACACCUCAGACCUGGGAGACGAGAAUGAGCGUGCAAGUGGGUAUUUCAGUCGGCCAUGGGAAUGGGAGAAGAUUAUGGCAAAUGCAAACCACAUUGUCCAGUUCGGAUCAACAGAUGACCCUUUCCUACCAUGGGAGGAGCAGCAGGAAGUAGCUGAUGGACUAAAUGCAGACCUUCGCAAAUAUUCCGACCGUGGACAUUUUCAAAACACACAUUUCCCAGAGGUCAUCACUGCUGUGCAGAAAAUUAUAACUGGAUGAGAAUGCCACCAAAGAGCAUUUCCUAGAGUAGUAAUAGUCAGGAUACCAAGUGCCCUCUCAAAGUUCUUUUGAUUUGUUCACUAAAGUACAUUUAAUUUUCAUUUGUGAAAUUUCACUGGGGAUAAAACCCAGUUUCCCCAUCUGCUGAUAUUAGUUAAUUUGUUUUGUCAGCAAGUCCAAACUGGAAACUUUCAAAUGACAUUACAAUGGCCAUUAUCAUUAUAUAUUUAUGUUUACAUUAUGCUUUAAUAGACACCUAUGGUUGCUGGACAUUUUGCUGUCAGUCGGACCAAGCUGCAGAGGUGUCUAUCUAAAUAAGUAAGCCUGUAUGAGUAAAAUGAAGCUGGUUGAAAGGAUUUUUAGUUCAUUUUCAUUCAAUUUCAUUGAAAUUCAAACCAGAUUUAAAUGCUGUCUUGAAGAUUUUUUGGGGGUGCGACCAUCACGCUCCUAUAAUGUACUAAUUGGUGAUUGAAUUCAUAUGUAUUGAUGUAAUCACAACACUGCUUAAAAUAACAGCAAUUAGCAUCUUAUGCAAAGCACUCUCUCACACGCAUACACACACACAUGCCUAAGCAACCUGUACCAUCUUCACUCAUCUGUCACUCAACCGCCUAAAGCGGGUUUUAAGCACUGACUCCAACUGACUGUCUGACUGACUGGUUUGUGGAUUCUGUCCCAUGCGUAUUGGGUUACCUGCAGCGUCCAACGGAGCACAGCGCGAUGGGGUCUCCCAUGGCGGCCACCGGGGACUGGGUGUGUGUGAUAGCCGUGUUGAGGAGCUUGUAAUUGGACAGGAAGCCAUAGUCCAGGUCCUCUGUGGAAUCCUCCACCAGCUGCUCCUUCCAUUUGAUGGCCAUCUGCUUGUGCUUGCAGGUGUGACGCGUGCGGACAGUGCUCAGGAACAGCACACGGAACUGCUUACCUGCGGGGGAUUCGAGGGUCACUGCAUCGCAACAGCCAUUCUCCUCAAAGGACCGUGCCCCAUUUCAAUGAAUCGAGUAUGAUUUGAGACUUUGUUACCAUGGGACAGAACAGAAUUAUUUCACACUAAUCACUGUGGGAAACAAGCACCUGAGGACCCGGACCCCUUCAAGGGCAAUUUCAGCGCACAAGCCCAGGUCGUCGUCCAUUACAUCAAUUAAGCACAAACCAAUCUAACUCUGCAACCACUGCUGCUCCUGUAAGCGUGUUCAAAGUCGCAGCCUUUAACAGGCCUUCAGUUGCUCGUCUCUCGCUGGUCUAGAACCACCAUCCAUGGCCACAUACUGCAUCCUAAAUCAGCCAUAUAACAGCACACAAACUAAAUCUCUCCUAGAAUUAUGGUUGAGGUCCAAUAGGGUGUAAAUUCCAAAACAAAGCAGAAAAUCCACCAGUGUCUACAUGUUUUGGACUGAGCCCAUUAGAGCAGUUCUUAUGGCCCUGUGUUGCUGGACACACUGGAAAUCCACCAGUGCCUACUGGUUUGGACUGGGCCCAUUAGAGCAGCUCUUAUGACCCUGUGUAGCUGGAUACACUGGGUCUCAGGCAAAAUCAUCGUUCUUUAAAAAUCAUUUGUUUGCAAUUUAAGAAGGUUUGCCAUGCUCACCAGUUUGUUUCCUCUAACUGGUCAUUUUCUCUUGGGCACAAACAGCAUUUUUAAUAGUGGUCCAGGCUUGUCAUACAUGUGUACAGCUGUUGCCAAAAGAAAAAGACAGCAUUGAUGAAAGGACUGUAACUACUUUAUUAAUUUCAUUAGAAAUAUGGGUGAAAAUAAAAAUUAAUCUUCACUCUGAUAUUCUCCCUCAGCAAUCAACUUGCAACAGCAGAUGUGAAUCCUGGUGGGUUUUCUUAUGCUAAUCUAUGAAAACAAAGUUUUUUUUUAAUCAGAGGAUGACGUUUUUAUGAAUGAUGCUUCUGGACAAAAUUGGGCAGGGCACUUAACGAUUUUCUGGUGUCAAAUAAGAUAAUACAAAAUUCUCAUGAAUGAACACUAUUGUGCAAACGUUUACAAUGGGAACUUGGAACAAAUUGUGGAAUUUUCGAGUGCUUGUUGAAUCUGACAAAAAUAUGGUCAUACAAACUGACUUCACAGCAAAAGUAUGAAAAAUCUGAGGGAUAUGAAGACGAAAAAAAAAGUCCCUACACGAGACCCAUAUGUGCAAGUUCUAAUUUGCAGGACUGCGGUCCACAAUUAAUUAUAAUCAAUUAUAAUCGCAUGCAUGCUUGCUUUCCCCCCUUUCCUUUUCCCCUGCUUUGUACGUCAGCCUCGUCAGGAAAAGUGAAGUAAAAAAGGUCACACCUACUAGUUUUCACAGAGCAGAAUCCUGCAGAGGUACUCGGAGGGGUAGUGCUCGUGCAGCCGGUCCAGUAGGGACACGCGCAGAUUCCUCUAGCACACCAGAGUAUACGCAGUACCAUACUCUUAGAGGAAUACUGCAAGCCUAAAUCGCAAACAAAUGUCGAUUCAUGCAUCAAUCAGAUCAGUUUCAAAUGGUCUUGAUGGAUUUUAUUUUGUCAAAUGAAAAAUAAAAGUAGGCUAUAACUAUGCCCUGAAGAAA
This is a messenger RNA of Electrophorus electricus (electric eel), 3176 nucleotides long. RefSeq names its product retinoblastoma binding protein 9 (gene rbbp9). The record is from RefSeq and is a predicted model, not a curated record. Gene Ontology annotation, molecular function: hydrolase activity. Lineage: Eukaryota; Metazoa; Chordata; Actinopteri; Gymnotiformes; Gymnotidae.